AUGGAAUGCGUUAAGCGUAAUAUCGGCCAUCUCUGCACCAAAGAUGAACGUCAACCGCGGGCCAAACGGACCAAAACGGAUCAUAGUAGCAAGAACAACUCCAAGGGAAAUUCAUCGCCGACCCAGGAUGGAGAGACGGACGCAGAAGAGACAGCACAAAUCUUGGAACACUUUGUCGAUGGCAUCCCUCGUCCCACUACCUUUCCCUCCAUGGUGCUGGGACCGACGCUGUCGUCCGUGGCGCCUGACUGCCCGAAUCGAUAUUGGCUGAACAACGAUCCGCAGCGACAGGGCGAAAAGAUGACAUUGAUACAGGAGAUCGUCAAUGAUAUGCCGGAGCUGGACGUGAUUUCCCUCCUCUACGAAGUCUUUGUUACUCGUUGUCAGGGCCCCUUGGGAAAUGUCACCCACGUUCCGUCCUUUAUGAAACAGGCAGAGCAAUUUCGUAGCUGUUUGAGUCUUGCUUCCCCAGACGCACGGGUCAUGGCGCUGUCAAGUACUGUUUCCAUGGAUGCAUUGGCUCGUUAUCUUCUCGCGCUUGUAUUGGGCCUCUCUUUUCAUCCAACGCCGUCGCUGCUGGGCUGGACUCCGACUCCCCUGACUCUGCGCGUGGAGGAGCUUCGGGCAUCCGAUGCACAUAUUAAAACCUGGAGAUCCCUCGCCCUGCGCUGUCUUCAGGGAGGGGCUUCUCUCUUCUGCGGCUCGAUUAUCAGCCUACAGGCUGCUGUUAUGAUCCUGCUAGAUGGCCAGGAAGGCUCACUGGCGCUCGAUGCUGUGCUGGUCACUGCAAUCUCUGGAGCUCGAAAGCUCGGUUUACAUCGGCUAGGUGACGUCAGAUUGGAUGCCUCUGCAUCGCGCAACGGUUCAUUGCAUAAUGGGUCUGCAGCAUCAACGGAUCCGCCGCUGCAUGUCCGCACCGAAGUCGGAGUGCGAAUCUGGUGGGCACUUGUCAUGCGAGACUGGUCGCGUGGCCAGGCCCUCGGCUACUAUACGGUUCAUCCCUCCCAAUUCAACACUCGGAUGCCGCUGCAUAUCAAUGACGAUGAUCUCUGUCUGUCAACCUGGAGGGUCAGUGUCAACGGCGACAUUGCUGAGCGACCUCGAACCGAGUUCACCAUGCUUUCGUACACUGUUCAUGCGCUGGAGCUGGCGAGCAUCGUGCGAGAAUCCAUUGACUUGGGUAUUCCCGUUUCCCAAUCGCAACAUCCAGAUCCCACCACUGAAGCAGCCAAGAUGCGUAAACAUCUGACCAGCAAGUAUGAGAAGUAUGUUGCGGGCCUUCCGUCGUACUUUCGAUUGGGAAGUACGGUCGGCCUCACGGCCACUGGCCCCAUGGCUGCGAUCCCUGUGCAGCGAUGGAUGCUGCACCAGCAACUGUGGAGUUUACUUCUCCGACUGCACCGGGCCAAUCUCGCCUCUCCGGUCGGCCGCGCGUCCUGCCAGCUACUGGCCCAGAAUAUCAUCGGUACACAAGCACAAAUACAAGCGCGAUGCGCGGUGUGCGGUUCUCUAUCUACUAGCGAAAUCCAGCUGUUCAACGCGGCAGUGGUUUUGCUCAUCGAUCUACUGUUUACAUUGAACUCGAAGGAUGCAGAUUGUUCCAGCGCCCAGCUGAGUCGACUGAUGACGCGAGACAAAGUUCGAGAGGCGAUCGAGCUGCUUCGGACAAAGAGCAUCACUGAAGGGUCGAGUCUCCACGAUCUCCAUCUGGAUCAAGUCAAAGGCACCGCACAGCGAAGCGUUGUUGCCCUCGAAGCCUUGAUGAAGCUCGAGGAAGAGGAGUCCGAUGACCCCCGGGACGGUCAGUUGGCCAACACAACAGGGAGCCAGGCUCCAGUGGGUGGGUCCAACGGCACGGCGAAGGAUUCCCUCAAAAUCAAGGUUGGCAGCAUCCUGCGCACAUUAGACGGGAGGAGCGAGACCACUGCUCUUCCUUUGGAAAGGGAGCCAACAACCGUCGAUCCAUUCUCGCCUGUUGAUAUGUCGAUGCCUUUCUCCAACGUCUCGGAAGGGUUUCCAGACUUGGACGUGUUGCCCAUUCUGUCCAACGACCUCAGCCCUAAUUUCUGGCAAUUCUUGGAUUUCCCUCCACCGCCGCCCGAAUUUCUUAGCAAAGACGGCGUGUUCGGAACGCCUGGCGAUUUGCAUGGCCUGGUUGGUCUGCGAUCGUUUCCGUCUCCGUCUGGCGCCACGCAGUCAAUGCAUAGCCGAGGGACCCCUCACUUUGGUGAUGCCUACAGUAGCACGGCAGGCACACGCAUGACCCAUACGUCCCCCUCAUCCCUGGAAGGCGAAUCGCUUGGGCUGGCUGGUGGGAGUGAUUCUGCAACAACACCGUCUAGCGCUGACGCAUACGUUGCUGCCAAGUUUUAUUAUGCCUUGGGGGAUGGGACUCUGCCUUCGCUCUAG
Aspergillus clavatus NRRL 1 is the source of this 2409-nucleotide messenger RNA. RefSeq names its product putative C6 transcription factor. The coding region runs from base 1 to 2409 and encodes 802 amino acids. The record is from RefSeq and is a predicted model, not a curated record. NCBI's taxonomy places the organism in Eukaryota, Fungi, Ascomycota, Eurotiomycetes, Eurotiales, Aspergillaceae. The transcript is spliced from 4 exons.